Molecule: messenger RNA, 2620 nt
Organism: Sceloporus undulatus (fence lizard)
Lineage: Eukaryota; Metazoa; Chordata; Lepidosauria; Squamata; Phrynosomatidae
Gene: RAB32
Product: RAB32, member RAS oncogene family
Exons: 3
Coding region: 141-866 (241 amino acids)
Biological process (GO): phagosome-lysosome fusion; endosome to lysosome transport
Cellular component (GO): Golgi apparatus; lysosome; trans-Golgi network
Molecular function (GO): GTP binding; GTPase activity
Source: RefSeq, a predicted model, not a curated record
UCCUGUGACUCCAGUCAGGUGCUGCCCUCCCUUCCUUUGGGUUGGACCCUCUCCAUUUUUGCCCUCCAUCCAGAGGACUUGGAGCACACAAAGGGAGCUCCUCUGCGUCCAGAGGCUGGAGAGAGCUGAGGAGGGAGACAAUGGCUGGAGGGGAGAGAGGAGGAGGAGGUGGUAGUAGUAGUAGUAACACCACCACCACCAUCUCCACCACGGCUCCCACCAGUAGCAGCGGCUCCGGGGCCUCGGAGAGCCGGGAGCACCUCUUCAAGGUGCUGGUGAUCGGGGAGCUGGGCGUGGGCAAGACCAGCAUCAUCAAGCGCUACGUGCACCAGCUCUUCUCCCAGCACUACCGGGCCACCAUCGGGGUGGACUUCGCCCUCAAGGUCCUCCACUGGGACACCCGCACCCUGGUCAGGCUCCAGCUCUGGGACAUCGCAGGUCAAGAACGAUUCGGCAAUAUGACCAGAGUGUACUAUAAAGAAGCUGUAGGUGCUUUUGUAGUAUUUGAUGUUACAAGAGGAUCAACAUUUGAGGCAGUUUCCAAAUGGAAACAUGACUUGGACAGUAAAGUGCUUCUGCCAAAUGGCAGCCCAAUCCCUGCAGUUCUCCUUGCCAACAAAUGUGACCAGAAGAAAGACAGUGGCCCAAAUCCUUCUCAGAUGGAACAGUUCUGCAAAGAUGGAGGUUUUGCUGGGUGGUUUGAAACUUCUGCUAAGGAUAAUAUCCAUAUAGAUGAAGCUGCUCGGUUCUUGGUUGAAAACAUUCUUGCAAAUCUCAAAACCUUUCCUAAUGAAGAGAAUGAUGUGGGAAAACUAAAACUGGACUCAGAUCCCCUGAAAGCAGAGAGUAAAUUUCAGUGCUGUUAAUUACAGUUUUAUCUUGCAUUGACAUACCAUGAAAGAGCAGCAAGGGUGGUUGCUCUUCAUGUUGGACAGCUACUGUGGUGCUCCCAUGUGACAAUCCUAGUGAGGUAUUGUUGCUUUUGAGUUGGUGACACUCCAGGGUGUUUACACUUUUUUUUCUUAUCAAGCAGGACUUCAAUAUUGCCUUAUACAUCAGGUCUGUGUUUGUGAACUAUGUAGCACAGUCUCAAAGCUUGUGUCCAACUACAACAACAAAAAGGUAAUUAUCUGCCAGGAAGCAGUUGAGGGCAAAAGUCAGUAUGACUUUGCCCCAGCUUUUGUCAUUCACAGUGCAAUUUCAGUACGGAAAUUGUCAUUCUGAAUUGAAGUGUUCAUUUUGAUAAGCACUAUUUUUCCUUGUUGCUUGUUUCCCUUAUAAUAUACCCAAUUUCCAUUUGCCUUUCUUCUGCCUCAUUCAAAUCUCCAUUCAGUAACAGGAUGCCAGCACAAACUUUUUGUGAGACACCUGGCAACCCCCAAACUCUUUAUUUUUGAAUAACACAGGACUACUAUUAAGUGAUGGAAGCCAUUCUUGUCUAAAGUGCCUUUUAAAAUAUGUAAGAAUGGAUUGCUUGGAAAGUAAGAACACAAAGAUUAAGCUGGUGUAAGAAUAUUAGUAAUAUCCAUCUGACAUAUGAGUAACAAAUAAUUUCUGUUUCUCACAUUCAGAUAAUGGAAAUAAUGCAAACUUUAGUACUUUUGUACAUGGUAAGUAAUAUUAUACCCAGUUAAAUCUUAAAGACAAGUUAAAUUUUCUUGCACAAGCACAAUAAUCUUUCAGAAAUUCUUAAAUUCUUGGGCCAGAACUAACUAAUGUCCUUGAUUAAAUGGUCGCGUUGUUUUAUGAAACCAGACUGUUAAACAGAAUAUUGGUGGCUUUUCCUUAUUUUAUUGGUUGUGGUGUUGGUAAAGACCUUUUCUCAGUCAUGGUGCUUUUGGAAUACAUGUAUCUCGCCACUUAUUUUUUUGACACAAGGAUUCAAAGUAGAUAAUGGUGUCAUAUCUUUUAUUCACCAGAACAACAUCUAAAUGUGUAAUGUAUUCUUGGUUUAUAACUAUUGUUACCAGCCUUAAGGUUGUAAAAAUAUGAAAAUGAUUUAAUGUAUCUAUUUUGGGCAGGGGGGUUAACUAUUUCUGAUGGUACCUGUGGAAGUGUGUAGGAAAGUCUUCUGAGAAAUACAUUCAUUAAUUGCAUGCUUCUGUUAAACCUGCUUUAGUAAGGUUUUAAAUCUGCACAUUAUUCUAGUCUGCCAUAGCCUACCAACUGCUACAUAUCCUGAAAUAUGUUAGUCCAAACUUUCUACAGGUUUAAACUGGACCAUACAUUUUUAUGUGCCUGAUGGUAGAUGUAAUGCCAUAUAAGUGGGAUUUGUUUGUUUGUUUUAAAAAUAAAGAUCUAGAGAUUUUAUAUGAUACAUUUUGGCACUUUGUCACUUAAAAAAAAUUCCAAAGACCACAUCUCAUUCUUGCUAGUCUUUUGUUCUAGGCCUUCAUUACCUUUGCUGAAAGCCCCCUAAGGUCCAGCAUCUUUUAAUUGUGAUUUGCCUAACAGUUCUGCCAUUCCUGUUUACUUUUUUAUUUAAAAUAAAGAAAAUGCUACUGGAACACAUUGAGUGCAUACUCUGCAUUGAACACAAGUAACUCAUGGUGUUUGUUUGUUUUAAAAAUCAAACUGUAUGCUUUAUAAAAGAAAAUAAAUACAUACACUAUGAAAGCUA